Anopheles coustani is the source of this 810-nucleotide messenger RNA. Its product is annotated as transmembrane protein 186-like. The record is from RefSeq and is a predicted model, not a curated record. Gene Ontology annotation, cellular component: mitochondrion. The coding region runs from base 82 to 768 and encodes 228 amino acids. Lineage: Eukaryota; Metazoa; Arthropoda; Insecta; Diptera; Culicidae. The transcript has 3 exons.
AGAAACGUCAAACUGCUAGUCAGCUGAAAAGGAUUUUUGAUGCUUUGAAACAUUUAACGGGCAAUUCAUAACACAAGCAACAUGUUGAGAACAUUCAAUCUUUUAGCGGGGUUUGCAAAAUCCACCGGGAGUGUUAUAUCAUCACAUCUCCACCGGCCAGUCUAUUCGUUGAAUCAAAACAUCAACAACAUCGGGGCCAUCAAUCUACUAGUGCAGCAUUGCUCCACAAAAUCAGCAGUGGUCAGCUCGAAAGAAACUCCCCCGCCGGAAGAUGAGUCCAAGAGUACCAACUGGAAUACGAUUUACCACUUUCCAUCGAUCAUGCUUACUGCCUCCGUGAAGCGACUCAAAUUUUAUCCUUUGGUUGUUACCGGCAUAAGCGUGCCGGUUUCAAUGGCACUGGCGUACGCUGAUAUUUGGAGCAUGACAACGGCAGAAGUGGUCGGAGCAAUUGGAUUCACUACUUCGUUGACACUCACGCUGUUCGGUUUACUAACCGAUAACCUAAUUGGAUUCGUGUACUGUGAUGACCGCUUGAGUAAGGUGAAAAUUUCUUUCCUGGACUCGAAGGGGAAGCGACAGAAUCGCAUCUACGCGGUAGAUGAUCUAGUUUCGCGCUCAGAACUACCGAAAUCGUUGUUAAAAAUGUAUUUCCCGGUCAAAAAUCAUGAAAAUGGAGAUACAUAUAAGCUAGUGCACCAGUACGGUGAAAUCUAUGAUGUGCACGCGUUCAACAAAGUGUUUGGACAUGAAGUUAUAAGCAAAUAAUUUAUAAUAAGUACCAUUUGAAUUGAAUAAAAUAGCUUUAGC